Molecule: messenger RNA, 1665 nt
Organism: Mercenaria mercenaria
Lineage: Eukaryota; Metazoa; Mollusca; Bivalvia; Venerida; Veneridae
Product: corticotropin-releasing factor-binding protein-like
Exons: 8
Coding region: 216-1142 (308 amino acids)
Biological process (GO): negative regulation of corticotropin secretion; negative regulation of corticotropin-releasing hormone receptor activity; hormone-mediated signaling pathway
Molecular function (GO): corticotropin-releasing hormone binding
Source: RefSeq, a predicted model, not a curated record
CCGAUUAUAGCAGCAUUGUACAUUGGGAAACAGCCGCACACAGGAUUGGAUGCUUUGUUACUGUUCACAUCUGCAGUAUUACUUUCAUCUUUUGGGUCAAAUUUUGGAGACUUUAUAUCAGUUUUUAGGUGCUUGUUCACAGAUAUAUUUAGACACGUACUGAAGAAAUAUUCAAAUUGUUUUAAGAAAUAACUUUAUUUGAAUUAAGUACGAAAAUGAAGAGUUUUGCGGCGGUGCUAUUAUGUGCGGUACAUACUGUGUUAAUUACAGCCCACCCUGCCUUACCCGUGCAGAAAACAGACAUAAGUUUAUUACGGCGACAAACAAGAUCCGUUGAUGGAAAUAUAGGUUGUAUACAUAUGGAAAGCUUUCCGGGCGAGCUACAGUACGUGUCGGAUGGGACGGAGGAAGUAUGCGGGUUAUAUCUGAUAGGUCAACCAGACCAAAUUGUAGAAGUAGGCUUUCUAGAUUUCAACGUCAAUUGUGAAACCGGGGGAGUAUUAGCUUUAUUUGACGGCUGGGAACUUCAAGGGGAGCUGUUUCCCGGCGUGAACGACCACGCCCUUACAUUGGCCGAGAGAUACACAAUGUUCUGUGGUGAAAAGAAGCCAGAGGCUAUAUUCAUGUCUUCACAAAACGUAGCCUUAAUACAAUUUAAAAUCCCAAACCCUGGGGAAGGUUUCAAAGUGUUUGUAAACUUUAAAAAGAACCCGCAACCCUGCAACGCUGUAGCCAUGUUUGAAAUGGGAACAUUAACCAUGAAAAAUUACGGCUUGCGUCGGAACUGCACGACCUCAAUAAUUUAUCCUGAACAGAUAAGCAUGAUUAAUGUUGACGUUGGUGUCACCUCAGCAACCAAACCUAUAGAAGCAGAAAUUGGUCUCACUGACAAGCAGUGCAUGAACUACGGUGGUGGAGAUUAUAUACAAGUAAUGAACGGAAACGGCCUUGACCCUUCUACCAUGGCAACAAAAGGUGUUCUUUGUGGAAUGGACUCAAAUAGUGAGGCAAAUGCCAAGUUUGUUCUCCAUUGCCAACACUCAGUGGUGCGAAUGGUGUCAAGUGGAGAAUUCCAUAACACAGUGACAUUCCAGUAUGCUCCUCCAAAAGAAGAGGAAUUGAACGCUUCUGAUAUGUGCUAGUCACACACAGAUGAGAGUCAACAACAUCUACAAAAAAGCAUUAGCUAAUUCAGAAAUUGCCACACCGAAAGAAUGCUACUUUACAUAAUUUGUUUUUCUGUCCAGACUAAAUUUAAAUCAAGAGUUUAACAUGUACUUUUGUUGAGCUAAAACAAAGUUGUUUUGUGUGCAGUGUAGUCCUGAACAUCAAUUUUGAAUGAUGUUAUUUUAAAAUUUAACUUUUGAAUAUUGAUAUCUAAGUAUAUAAGGACAUUUUGUGCUUGUUAAAAAAAUUAGAAUUGAUACAAAAUACUAACAAUUAAACGUUACAUUUUAUUCCAUCAAGUGGAAUGUGUAUUGAACUUGUUUCUACAUGGAUUUAAGUGAUAGCAUAAGAUCAUUAUUUAUUACAAAUGCUUUAUUUACAUGACAUUCUAGACUUCAAAGUUUCGUGGUUGAGAUGAGUAAAAAUAAAACUCUUCUUUUGGAAAUCAGAUUGUUUAUUCAUUCAUUUACUACUAUAGAUUAAAUACUAUUUCAUCAA